CAGAACUACAUGGCAGACUUCGACUUCGACGGCAGCUUCAGGGUCAACAUCUAUGUCCAGAACCACUUCGACUUCGACUUCAACGUCGACUUCUAAUUCAACGUCGACUUCAAUUUCGAAGACGGCCUUGGGGUCCGCACCUAUGCCCACAACUGCAUCGCAAACUUGGGCAUCAGCCUUGCCACCUCCAACUUUCCAGUUCAAGGGGAUUUCUGACCUCAAUAAACUGCUUAUCAGUGAUUCUACUCCUGAAUUCUUUACAAUUGAAAAUGUUUCUACCCAGGACUUUGCCGGAAUUGAAUUAGCAAGGGAGAAGUGCAGGAUACAGAAAUUUCGAUUGACACUCUACUCGGCUGAUUCGAAAUGCCUCUUCAUCACCAUUCCAACAGGACCUCAUGAACGCCUUCAUGGCCAUCUCGACGAUGGAAUAUUCCGGGAAAUUGUGGGAAUGGGCUUAACGCACGACCUAAUACGGGCCGGUGCUACAAUAUAUCAGAAGUGGAAUAGUACUGGAGGUACAGAAUCGGCCGGAGAGGGAGAUUCAGCUCGUAUCCCUCUAUCAACCCGUCCAUUGCCUAGCAAUUUUCCGACGUUGGUCAUCGAAGCCGGUUUUUCACAGUCUUUGUCAUCGUUGAGACAAAAGGCAAAAUGGUGGUUCGAUGUCUCAGGCGGCGAUAUCAAGAUUGUCAUUCUUGCCAAGUUGGACCAGCAAUCUCAAAUAAUUCAUCUCGAGAAAUGGAAAGCCAUCCAACUCCCCCCCUCAGCUGGAGUAACAACACGAACACGAGCUGCUACCGCCGCCGCUGCCCCUCAGUCGCAUUGUGUCCAGACCAUUGAUAUUUCUCGCACCCCUGGCAUCAAUGAUACGGAUCCGAAUCGAUUCGAUGGGGCCUCAUAUGUUAUUACUGGUGGUCCUUUGCAAUUGGAAUUUAUGGAUCUCUUCCUUCGAAAACCUAUCCCGCCGGAGGCAGACGUCGUAUUCAGUGAAGAAUUCCUACAAGAAUAUGCAGGUAUAGUUUGGAGAGCGGUCUAACUAGGGAAGUGGAAGUAGAGAGGACGUUGGCUUAACGCUAGUAUUGAGGCCGCGAGGUCUCAGUCGGCAAUGGUGAUGAAACUGAUGUGAAAGCUCAUUCCAGGAUGAGGCUGUUCAUUGGUUGAUUUCGCAAGAAACUAUGCAUAGGAGAGACCUGGAAUGGGAUGUCGAAAAAUACCACUGCACUAAAAGGGACAUCCCUCCUGAAAUCUCCAUUAUUAGUGAAUAUAUUUUGACAGGAAGUGUUACCCUAUAGAUCACGGCCUAAGGGCAGUCGAGAGAAUGGAG
Eremomyces bilateralis CBS 781.70 is the source of this 1321-nucleotide messenger RNA. RefSeq lists its product as uncharacterized. The transcript has a single exon. The record is from RefSeq and is a predicted model, not a curated record. Lineage: Eukaryota; Fungi; Ascomycota; Dothideomycetes; Eremomycetales; Eremomycetaceae. Bases 53 to 1033 code for a protein of 326 amino acids.